AUGGCUUUAGCCAGGUGGCUGUAUGUCUUGGCUCAGGAUUGUCUCGUUGGGAAGCUUGGGGAAGGCUGUCUGGAGAAUGCAAGCAAGGAAGCCCUUGGACGAGCCCAGUCAUUUGUUAUCGUUAUGGAAAAACACAAUGUGUGCAAGCCCUUGGGUCUGCCUGGAUGCAGAAAUGACUCGGUGGUUAUGAUGUCAUCAUUUGGAGAACUUCAUUUUUCUUUUCGAUCUUCAGAGGUUAAGUGGAAACAACAGUGCGACCCCUACCGCAGUCAUACAUUGCAGAUCCCAAGGCAAAAUUUUCUCUAUGAAGCAAAAUUUCUCAUUGCCCAACAUUAUGUGAGCUUAAAAGAGAAUGAAGUUCCAGGCACUUCGAUAGAUGUUUUCAAAAAUAAAUAUCCCAAAUCAAAUUUUGUCAGAUAUGUACCUUCGAAGAUUAAAAAGACCAAAACACCUGAUGUGGUCCAAGAACACAAGGCAGUACUCCGAAGUAUUUGUUUUCCCCAGAUCCUUCCCCAAGAGGGACAUUUUAAGAAGCCAUCUGUCUUUAAUAUAAAGGAAAGGUACCCGACGGUAAAUCUUUUCACAAAAGUGAAUCUGCUCCUGCCUCCCAUCUCCUGCGACUCCGCUCUCCAGAUCUGCAUUGCUUUCUUCCCAACCAUCUCCACACCAUCUCGAAAACGAGAGAACAGAAACACCCCAGCGGAUCCUGAUGGUUUCGUCUGCUUCAAUCAUGCCUUUUAUCGCAGCCGCACUUCGUUCAGCAUCAAUGGAAAACCGAUUGCACUUUCCAUGGCCUUCUCCUCUUGUUCGCCUUCACUUUGCUACAGUGGAUUUCACUUAAUUUUUUUUGAAGGAGAUCAACAAUUUAAACUGAGUAAAAUAAUAACUGAUAUUAUACCUGUGAGUAAAAAAAUGGAGAAAGAAAAACAACUUUACCCUGGGAAACCCAGAGCAUUGGGAUCCUCACAUGCACUUGCUGCCUAUCCUAGUGUGCUUUUACAGCGUGUGACCUCAACCGAGGGAACUCAGAGAGAAACUGGGGGGUGCAUUACCUGGGCCAACGUGAACUAUGAUCCUGCUAUCUAUGCUUCCUGCAGUAGAUGGAAUGGCAAACAUGCAACCAGUGUUUGCAGGAAACGUGUGGGUGAGUAUCCGGAUAGUGUCCAGGUUCCUGACACUCUAAUGGAGGAUUGUGCAGCUUCAUCAUCCCUUCACAUAAUAAAAGAAAUACUUCUUCACGAAGCCAAGUGUUCAGGUCCUGUUCCAGAUAAAAUGCAUACAAAUUCCUUUUACCGAUGGAGCCCAUAUGGGAAAGUUUUGUGCAAAGUCAUCUCGGAUUCGGUGCCAAAUCCAGUCAUUGGUAUUCUACUCUGCCAUUUGUACACCCUACACUCUGGAAAGAGAGUAGUAUAUGAUUGGAGAGGAAUUAUGUCAGCGAGGUCUUUCCACUUGCAUGAAGAUCAGAAACUCUCUCAGUCAUCAGAAAUAUUUCGGGAUUAUUGUAUGAGAGUCUUAAGGAGAAAGAAGCUUCAACCCAUCCAGCCAGAACAAAAGCCAGAUAGGUAUAUUGUUUACAUAAAAGCAGCAAAAUUGGACAGUAAAGUUAAAAGAAUCGGACCACACUUAGACAUCUUCCAAGUCUUCGGAGGAAAUAAUAAACCAUUAAUGACCAAGAAAGUAGUUAAAAUGAUCGUCCACACACAAGCAGCUGUGAGAGGGUGGCUUGAACGCAAAAGAUUUGAAAGAGUAUCAACCAAGGCCUUGUAUCACGGACGGGAUUUGAGAUCAGUUAUGGAAAUGUAUCGGAGACUGAUCUACCGUGUGAGACAUCAGCUUGGCCUUUGGAAGACGCGACAAGUCAUGAACUUGGCAGAGCUAGAGGAGUGGAUGGACAGGAAGAAAUUCUAUGAAACCAUGUUUGCCAAGAGAGAAGACUGGAAGGGAUUGCAAAAGAGUGAGCUACUUAAGUACUUUAAUGAGUGUGGCCAUUUCCCAACCCAGAAACAAAUUGAUGAUUACUGGGAGCGAUUUCAUAAUUAUAAGCCAAGGAAACAUUCUGAAAUAAUCCAGAAGUCCCAAGUAAUUGAAAUGCUAUUUACACUCUACCCUCCUCUUGGGGCUCAUGUACGUCAAAAUGUACAACUUAAGUCAACUUGGCUCAGACCCAUUGUAGAUGGAGAGGAAGGCUACAAGUACAUAGUGAGUGGACAUCCAAUACUCAAAAGAGCUAACAUCCGGGUUGUUGGAAAGUUGGUGGCAAAAUCCAUAAGAGAAAGGAAACUGAAACAAUAGUAGAAAUCAAAAGAAGUUAAAACAAGAUAAUGCAAGAUUGAUCCUUUUUAUAGUUGAAUCUAUAUACCCACACAUACAGAUUAAGAGUGGAUAUGGAUGAGUUGGGAAUGAACAAGGAAAAAAAAACUGAAUAGGAACAAGAAGACUUUGACAAGUUAUUCCAUAAUUUCUGAAUAUCUUUGGAUG
Messenger RNA from Dipodomys ordii (Ord's kangaroo rat), 2478 nucleotides. RefSeq lists its product as uncharacterized. Bases 1 to 2292 code for a protein of 763 amino acids. NCBI's taxonomy places the organism in Eukaryota, Metazoa, Chordata, Mammalia, Rodentia, Heteromyidae. The record is from RefSeq and is a predicted model, not a curated record. The transcript has 19 exons. Gene Ontology annotation, molecular function: protein binding.